This is a messenger RNA of Folsomia candida, 925 nucleotides long. It is a transcript of the gene mbf1, whose product is annotated as endothelial differentiation-related factor 1 homolog. Lineage: Eukaryota; Metazoa; Arthropoda; Collembola; Entomobryomorpha; Isotomidae. Gene Ontology annotation, molecular function: DNA binding. The record is from RefSeq and is a predicted model, not a curated record. The coding region runs from base 211 to 642 and encodes 143 amino acids. The transcript is spliced from 7 exons. Gene Ontology annotation, cellular component: nucleus.
GAGCAUUCCACUGUUGACUGUGCCUUUUGUUUUCUCCUCUCCAGCAGCACGGCCCAUAACUACACAACGUAAAUAAAUACGUUUGCGAAUAUUACUGCUGCAAGAAAUUUGUGAAAUUUCGACAUAAAGCUCCGUCUCGGCUGUUUAAGUGGUGAUUUGCUCAACCAAGAGAACAGGCAAGUUUGUUUUGAUCUUCUCGACUUAAGAAUCAUGGACACUGAAGUUACUAUUCUCCGGAAGAAACCAAUGAAGUCUUCUGCCAUGAAGUCAGAGCAGGCUGUGAAUACUGCUCGGCGUCAAGGGGCAGAAAUUGAUACGCAGCAAAAAUUUGGGGCUGCUCAGAACAAACAUCAACCAUCAACGUUGAAUGUGGCGAAAUUGGAUCGCGAAACGGAGGAAUUGAAGCAUGCCACAGUGUCGUUGGAUGUCGGAAAAUUGAUUAUGCAAGGUCGGCAAGCCAAAGGAUUGAGUCAAAAGGAUUUGGCUACGAAAAUCUGUGAGAAACCGCAAAUCAUUGGAGACUACGAAGCCGGUCGUGGUAUUCCGAAUCAAGGUGUGCUCGGAAAGAUUGAAAAGGUUAUCGGCCUAAAGCUGCGCGGUAAGGACAAGGGCCAACCAUUACUGCCCCCUGGGAAGAAGUAAUGCACGACUGCUGCUGAUAAUAGUGAACACGAUAAGAAAUAUCAUCCAUCAAUUUUACCAUCACACACAUCAAUCGAAUAAGUCUUCAGUCAACACGUGCAUUCUCAGGGGGCGCCUCAUAACAAAAAAAUUAAAGAAUAUAUUUCCAAAUCCUAAAUAAUAAGGUAUUACAUAAAUGAAGCGUACUUUUUGAGUAUAUUCAAAUUAUAGAAAACUUGGUCUGUAAUCGCAGCAGCAUCACUUUUCACUAACAAUUUCAUGAUUUAAUAAAUAUAAGAAUUUG